This is a messenger RNA of Fusarium vanettenii 77-13-4, 609 nucleotides long. RefSeq lists its product as uncharacterized. The transcript has a single exon. Gene Ontology annotation, cellular component: ESCRT II complex. Gene Ontology annotation, biological process: protein transport to vacuole involved in ubiquitin-dependent protein catabolic process via the multivesicular body sorting pathway. Gene Ontology annotation, molecular function: structural molecule activity; protein homodimerization activity. The coding region runs from base 1 to 609 and encodes 202 amino acids. The record is from RefSeq and is a predicted model, not a curated record. Lineage: Eukaryota; Fungi; Ascomycota; Sordariomycetes; Hypocreales; Nectriaceae.
AUGGCUACCACCACCACCGACGACGACGGCUCCUUCGUCUUUCCCCGCGAAUACAAUUUUCCAGCCUUCUUCACCCGCCAGACAAACCUCACCACUCUCCAUGCCCAGCGCACAAAGUGGUCCGACCUAAUCCUCUCAUACGCUCGACAUAAUCGCAUCUUCCGUCUUUCCCUCUCAGAAGCCGCCGACUCGGACCUUUUUGUCAACCGUAAACUAGACCGUCGUCUACAGUUUGAUGAUGUCCGCGAUGUCGUCGUCUUUAUGCAUAAGGAUGGCCGUGUAGAGUAUGUCGGCGGUGGCACAACUGGUGACGUCGUUCUUGUAUACUGGCGCAAGCCUGACGAGUGGGCUGAGCUCAUUGAGAAUUAUGUCGACGAGACGGGCCAGAAGGGCAGCGUCCUGACUAUCUAUGAGCUUGUCGAGGGCGAUGGCACCAAGGGAACUGGUAGGUUUACAAGGAACAAGCAUGGGCAGUCACAUUGCUCACCAAUAGUAGAUAUCCAUGGAAUGGACCAAGAUGUCCUCAUUAAAGCCCUUAAUGUCCUUGUCAAGCGAGGCAAGGCUCAAAUCUUUGGCCAAGACGACUCAUUAGGCGUCAAAUUCUUCUAA